CGAAAUUUAAUGGCGGCUUCAGCUUUGUAAAGUGAUAAUUUUGUCGCUUUUCAGGGACAUAUUUGGGAAAUGGCUUCAAGGCAUAGCACAACAAAGGGCUCUGAGACAUCUUCAGGGACGAUAAAAUCCUACUUCAAGACCAGCAAAAAUGUACGAAGUCGAAUACCCGUGCAUGCUCCAUCAAAGAAAAACCAGUCUGAAGGGACGAAGAAGACCAGGGUUCGUCCUGUACCAGACUUUUCCAAGUUACAUCAGCAGUGGCAGGAAAAACUGGAAUGUGGGAAGGCAGUCACCAAAAAGCCAUGCACAGUUUCUCAGGAAUUUGACUUAACCAGGCCAGGGACGAGUUUCACGCAUGCAGUUCAGCGGGAACUGAGCUUCUCCUGUGAAUCUCCAGCGACAUCAGGGGCAGGUAACCCACAGACUUCUCUCUGCGACAUCAGGCUGGUGGAUGAGGACGUGCAAUGUGAAAGCCACAAUCGCUUUGAACCUGCCAAAGGGGUAAAAAGGCGCGUGUUGGGAGACUUGACAUCCGGAGAACUGAACUCCCUCAAUAAGUCUCCACGGACUAGCAGUAAACAGAAGUCAAAGUUCACCGCUAGCCUUGUACUACAGCUGACAGGUGAACAGCACGAAACAGGUGAGAAUUUUGUCAGAGAUGAUAGAGCCUUAGAGAGUAUACUGUCUGAGCAGGGUGUUCAGCCUGGAGUUGUCUCCCCUGGUGGUCUUGCCCACUACCCUACCCGCUUAACAGAACAACCCUCACAGGCUCCACGAUUGUCUCUCUUUGGGCAGAAAGCGUCGCGUUUCUCCAUGAGAGAACUACAUGCAGGGAGUCCAGGUUUAUUUGGAGUGGAACCAGUGCGUGUCCGAAAUUCCAUUUACAUGACUUACAAACCUCGGCCAAGACUUCAAGAGACAACGCCCAGGAGAGAAACCCCCAGGCCAAAGCUGCAGGCAAGUAACCCCACCAUAGAGUUCAUGUCUUAUGAGAAGUUAGAUCUGAUAGCUGCUCUCAUUCUGACUUGUUGCUUAGUAGAUGUUUUGUCACCGCUUUAG
Liolophura sinensis is the source of this 1059-nucleotide messenger RNA. RefSeq lists its product as uncharacterized. Lineage: Eukaryota; Metazoa; Mollusca; Polyplacophora; Chitonida; Chitonidae. The record is from RefSeq and is a predicted model, not a curated record. The coding region runs from base 70 to 1059 and encodes 329 amino acids. The transcript has 8 exons.